AUGAAGGCGUGGAUUAAUGCGCAUGUGGACAAGAUUCUUCAUGCAUUGGUAUGUUAUGCCAUCAUGACCAUUCUGGUGCCAUUUGUAGGCUUUGAUUGGGGUGUUUUGCUUACCGUACUUGUUGCCAUUGGCAAGGAGACGUAUGACCUUCAGGAUUACGGUCUGUUUUCCUGGGGCGAUGUUGUCGCUGAUCUGGUGGGAAUUGAUAACGGACAUGGUUCUGAUACGCCGGGAAAGUGCUCACCUGACGGACUAUUCCAGGAAUGGAAAUAUACCAGGGAGAUUGCACAGAUGGUUGUGAGGUGUCUCGUGGACCAGGAUAUUGAUGCAAGGUUGCUCACUCCGGAGAAAUACGAUGUAAGUCUGAAGGCGAGAGUUGCAAGGGCGAACGAUGUGUGCCUCAAGUAUGGCAAGAACAAUGUCAUACUGAUAUCCGUACAUGUCGACGCGGCAGGAGCGGACGGGAAAUGGCACAAUGCAGGUGGCUGGAGCGCAUACACAAGCAAAGGGAAGACAAGGUCUGAUGAGAUAGCGGAAUUCCUGUACAAGGCUGCGGACACUUCUCUUGUCAAGUAUGCGGAACUGAUGCAGGAGGGGAAGAAGACAAACCUGUAUUCCAAGUCACAGACCGUACUUCGUAAGGACCAGACAGACGGAGAUAGUGACAAGGAGGAGAAUUUCUAUAUCUUGAAGAAUUCUCUAUGCCCUGCCGUACUGACAGAGAACCUUUUCCAAGAUAGCAGUGAGGAUGUUAAGUUCUUGCUAUCUGAGGAGGGCAGGGUUGCUAUUGUCAGGUUACACAAGAUCCUGAGAACUACUGCGGAUGUAUGCAAUGUGAGUUCUGAUGAUAUUAUUGAUGGCAGUCGCAAGGAGGAUGUGGUCACGGCUCGCACGAUAUGUGUGUUCUGGUGUUCUGCAGCAGGGUUCUCUGUGGAAAGUCUUGUGCAGUGUACGGAGGUGAAUAAUGCCUAUAGUAUCAAUGCCGUCAAAGCGAGGAUUGAGGAGUAUUGGGUUGACCGUUUCGCCUUCCAUAUGCUAUGCAGGGAGGUGGGCAAGAGGUUGCUUGAAUAUGCCCAUUCUAUUGAUGAGGACUUUGAUAUGGAACUACCUCUGAGGAGGAUUGCCAAGGUGACGGGAAAAUACUGA
Cylicocyclus nassatus is the source of this 1146-nucleotide messenger RNA. The record is from the annotation of a GenBank genome assembly. Lineage: Eukaryota; Metazoa; Nematoda; Chromadorea; Rhabditida; Strongylidae.